Chiloscyllium plagiosum (whitespotted bambooshark) is the source of this 1065-nucleotide messenger RNA. Lineage: Eukaryota; Metazoa; Chordata; Chondrichthyes; Orectolobiformes; Hemiscylliidae. The record is from RefSeq and is a predicted model, not a curated record.
UCUGACACAGCACCCUCCCCCUCCGACACAGCACCCUCACCCUCCGACACAGCACCCUCGCCCUCCAACACAUCAUCCUCACCACCCUGCAACACUGUACCCUCACCCUCCGACACAGCACCCUCCGGACCCUCCAAUACAGUACCCUCACCCUCUGACAUAGUACCCCCACCCUCCGACUCAGCACUCUCACCCAACAACACAGCACCCUCACCCUCCGACACAGCACCCUCACCACCCUCCGACACAGUACCCUCACCCUCCAACACAGUACCCUCACCCUCCAACACAGGAUCCUCACCACCGUCCGACACAGCUCCCUCAUCCUCUGACACAGUACCCUCACCCUCUGGCACAGCACCCUCACCACCCUCCGACACAGCACCCUCAUUCUCCAGCACAGUACCGUCACCCUCCGACACAGUACCCUCACCACCCUCCAACACAGCACCCUCACCCUCUGACACAGCACCCUCAACACCCUCCGACACAGCACCCUCACCACCCUCUGACACAGCACCCUCACCCUCCAACACAGCACCCUCACCUUCCAACCCAGCAUCCUCACCACCCUCCGACAGAGCACCCUCACCCUCCGACACAGCACCCUCACCCUCCUCUGACACAGCUUCCUCACCCUCUGACACAGCACCCUCACCCUCCGACACAGUACCCUCAACCUCCAACGCAACAUCCGCGCCACCCUCCGAAUCAGCACCCUCACCCUCCGACACAGCACCCUCCGGACCCUCCAAUACAGUACCCUCACCCUCUGACACAGUACCCCCACCCUCCGACUCAGCACCCUCACCCAACAACACAGCACCCUCACCCUCCGACACAGCACCCUCACCACCCUCCGACACAGUACCCUCACCCUCCAACACAGUACCCUCACCCUCCAACACAGCAUCCUCACCACCCUCCGACACAGCACCCUCACCCUCCAACACAGUACCCUCACCCUCCGAUACAGUAUUCCCACCCUCCGACACAGCACCCUCACCAUAUUCAGACACAGUACCCUCACCCUCUGGCACAGCACCCUCACCACCCUCCGACACA